Molecule: messenger RNA, 1679 nt
Organism: Dermatophagoides pteronyssinus (European house dust mite)
Lineage: Eukaryota; Metazoa; Arthropoda; Arachnida; Sarcoptiformes; Pyroglyphidae
Product: methanethiol oxidase
Molecular function (GO): selenium binding
Source: RefSeq, a predicted model, not a curated record
GGAAACUCAAUGAGGGUAUACACGAAUUAUGGCCAUUCAUUCAUUCAUUCAUUCAGGAUUCAUCGUUGAAUUUUGCCUGGGAAUUUUUUUUUGUUGUUGUUCGGUUAAAUGUCUUGUUGUAGUAAACAGAAUCAUGGACCCGGUUAUUCUAGUCCAUUGGAUGCAUUCAAAAAUGGACCCAAUGAACAAUGGCUUUAUGUAACAUGUGUAAAAUCGAAUAAAUCAUGUCCAGAUUAUUUAGCAACGGUUGAUGUUGAUCCACAAUCCAAAACAUAUAGCCAAAUUAUUGAUCGUACAUUUAUGUCGAAUAUUGGUGAUGAAUUACAUCAUUCGGGAUGGAAUGCUUGUAGCAGUUGUUAUAAUGAUCAUAGUAAAAAUCGUAAUAAAUUAAUAUUACCAUGUUUACGUUCGAAUCGAAUCUAUGUUUUAAAUGUUGAUGGUCCACGUACCGAGUUAUACAAAACAAUUGAACCAGAAGAACUAUUUCGUUUGAAUUUAAGUGGUCCACAUACAUCACAUUGUCUACCAAGUGGUGAUGUUAUGAUCAGUUGUAUGGGUGAUCGAAAUGGUCAAAAUCAAGGUUCAUUUCUUUUGUUGAAUUCAAAUUUCGAACCAUAUGCAUGUUGGAAUCAACAAACAACCGUUCAAUAUGGUUAUGAUUUUUGGUAUCAACCAAGAUUGAAUAUUUUAAUCAGUACUGAAUGGACAGCACCGAAUAUUUUUCGACCUGGAUUUUUUGCCGGAAAUCUUUCCGAACCAAAUUGGAUUGAUAAUCAUUAUGGUCAUUCAAUACAUCUUUGGGAAUUUAAUUCGGGAAAAUUAUUGAAAAGUAUUGAUCUGCGAUCAAAUGGUCGUGAUGCUUGUAUGCCACUUGAAAUUCGUUUUCUACAUUCACCCGAAUCACCGAUCGGAUUUGUUGGCUGUGCAUAUAGUUCGAAUGUAUUUCGUUUUCGUUACGAUGAAUCAAAUGAAGAAAAUCCAUUAAAAAUUGAUGAAGUAAUUUGUUUGAAACCGAAAAAAGUUUCAGGAUUUUCCGGUGGUGAUUAUUUACCCGCAUUAAUAACCGAUAUAAUUAUAUCGAUGGAUGAUCAAUUUCUUUUCAUAUCAGCAUGGGCAUUUGGUGAAAUACGUCAAUAUACCGGUUUACAAGAUGAUCAUUUACGAAUGGUUAAUCGAAUUCGUUUGGGUGGUAUGCUUAUCUCAUCACCGAAAAUCAAAAUAAUCAAUGAUGAUGAACCAUUUGAUGAUGAACAAUCUUCGAAAAAUAUUCAUUCGGAAGUUUGUGGUCGAAAAAUUCGUGGCGGUGCACAAAUGCUACAGCUUAGUUUGGAUGGCCGUCGUUUAUAUUGUACAAAUUCACUUUUCUCAUCAUGGGAUUUGGAAUUUUACCCUGAUAUGUUUCAUAAUGGAUCACAAUUGAUUAAAAUCAAUGUUAAUGAUGAAAAGUUGGCCAAUGGAAAUACACUGGAAUUAGACGACAAAUUUAUUGUUGAUUUUGGUGACGAACCAAAUGGUCCAGCAUUAGCACAUGAAAUGCGUUAUCCACAUGGUGAUUGUACAUCGGAUAUUUGGAUUUGAAAGAAAACAAAGCCAAAAAGAAGUUCUUUUGUUUUAAAAAAUCUUUAUUAUUGAAAAAUGCUAAAAAAAAUUGUAUUUUUUGAUCAAAAAUUUUACAUUAG